GGCUGGGGUGGGACCCGGUGGGCGCCAUGGAGCUGCUGUCGGCGCUGAGCCUGGGCGAGCUGGCGCUCAGCUUCUCCCGCGUGCCGCUAUUCCCCGUCUUCGACCUCAGCUACUUCAUCGUCUCCAUCCUCUACCUCAAGUAUGAGCCAGGAGCAGUCGAGCUGUCCCGGCGCCACCCCAUGGCAUCCUGGCUGUGCGCCAUGCUGCACUGCUUCGGAAGUUACAUCUUGGCUGAUCUGCUCCUCGGGGAGCCCCUGAUCGACUCCUUUGGCAACAACUCCAGCAUCCUGCUGGCCUCAGCUGUCUGGUACUUGGUUUUCUUCUGCCCCCUGGACCUCUUUUACAAGUGUGUCUGCUUCCUGCCGGUAAAACUCAUCUUUGUGGCCAUGAAGGAGGUGGUGAGGGUCCGCAAGAUUGCCGUGGGCAUCCAUCACGCGCAUCACCACUACCACCAUGGGUGGUUCGUCAUGAUUGCCACUGGCUGGGUCAAAGGCUCUGGUGUUGCCCUCAUGUCCAACUUUGAACAGCUGCUCCGAGGGGUCUGGAAGCCGGAGACCAACCAGAUCCUGCACAUGUCCUUCCCCACCAAGGCCAGCCUGUAUGGAGCCGUACUCUUCACCCUGCAGCAGACCCGCUGGCUCCCGGUGUCCAAAGCCAGCCUCAUCUUCAUCUUCACCUUGUUCAUGGUCUCCUGUAAGGUGCUCCUGACAGCCACUCACUCCCACAGCUCCCCCUUUGAUGUUCUGGAGGCCUAUGUCUGCCCUGUGCUGUUUGGGAUGGCCUGGGGGGGCAACCAUCACCAUGACAACCACGGAGGAUCCCUCAGCUCGGCCCUGCCCGCCAAGUCCAAGGAGGAGCUGAGCGAGGGCUCCAAGAAGAAGAAGACCAAGAAGAUGGAUUAGGAGGUGGCCUGGGGGGGCCCACGGGGCGCCAGAGAGAGGACCUGGAUCCAGGACCUUCAGAGCUGGAAUGGGAGUAUCCUGGGCUCAGCUCUCCCCUCUCUGGGCCUCAACUUCCCUGUCUGCAAACUGGGCCAUCACCCCACCCUCCAGGGCUGAUGUGGGCGGUUACAUGAGAUACGGGGGUGCAGGGUGUUUGUAGGAAUGGGAGAGUUCUUCUCUUUCCUGGCUGGGCCCCCGUAGUGUCACAGCUUUUCAGGGGGGCCCACAGAAACCCAGCAGCUCCAGCCAGAAACCCUGGCAUUUAUAUCUUGGUUAUGUUAUUUCCUCUCUGAAAUUACGUCUUGACUCUGAAAGAAUUUCAAGCCACGUGGAGACUCAUUCAUUUGACAGACAUUUCCUAAGUGUCUGCCCUCCUCUAUACACAAGGGCUAAUGUGAGGCUGGACACAGACCAGCCUGAUGAGCUCAUAGGCACCGUGCCGUCAGGAGGGGAGCCUUGGUGGAUGCUCAUUGUGCUUAAAAAUGGCUUUGCAUUUUAGAUCAUUUGUGUGUGUGGAUCAGAGAACCCCACAAAUUACCUGGCACAAAGGAAGCCUUCGGUAGACAUGUUUAGGCCAGACCUGAGAGCUUGGAGAGUGGGGAAGGCUUCUGAUCUUUGGCUUCAGGCUGCCCCUAAACCAAAGAACUGCCGGCAGCUGCAGGGACUCCAAGAUCCAGCUCUGUCCAGGGGCUCUGAGCACUUGCUGUUGGGCCCUGGGAGCAUCACGCCUCUCUUGUGCUGACAUCCCUCAUCGCCACUUAUUCAGUCAUUCAACAAGCAUACUGAUGCCCACUCAGUGCUGAGCCUUGUGCUGCUGCUGGGUGGGCAAACUUCCUUCAGGGUUAGUGAGGGAGAUGGUAGCUGAGGGCCUCUCCCAGCCACCUUCAUCUCAGCCUAGGUCAGCAGGAUGUCUGAGAGGGGUGGGAGGUUAGGCAUGGCCUGUCUCGGGCUUGGGGCUGUGCUCAGGGCAUCAGCCUACAGCUGCAUGGAGGUCGGCCUGGGGUUGGUAGGGGUCCCAGCUGUUGCACAGCUGUUGGGAAAGUGCCUUGAUCCUCUGAUACUUGGGAGGUGGAUGGCUCCUGAGCAUUAAUGCCCCCAAAUUCAUCCUCUUGCAUGUCCAUCGAGGCUGGGCGUGAAGGUUCAGCAAAUAAAUCUGUUGUGAAAGAA
Messenger RNA from Diceros bicornis minor, 2108 nucleotides. It is a transcript of the gene TMEM38A, whose product is annotated as transmembrane protein 38A. NCBI's taxonomy places the organism in Eukaryota, Metazoa, Chordata, Mammalia, Perissodactyla, Rhinocerotidae. Gene Ontology annotation, biological process: potassium ion transmembrane transport. The record is from RefSeq and is a predicted model, not a curated record. Gene Ontology annotation, molecular function: identical protein binding; potassium channel activity. Bases 27 to 902 code for a protein of 291 amino acids. The transcript has 6 exons. Gene Ontology annotation, cellular component: membrane.